AUGGCCCCUAUGUGCUCUAUAUUUAACCUGAUCCAAAGCUGUGAGCAACAACUGAAUCAAGGAAGUCUUGUGGAAGUAGAUGCUUUAUUUGGUUGUAGUGUUAUUUUAUUCAAGAUUGAUGAUAUUGAAGACCUAAGUACAGAAGAAGUUGAGUACGCUUGUGAUAUGCUUUUUUAUACCAUUAAUUGGUUCCGCGAGCUUUUAAAUGCUUUUAUGUUUACAAAAGAAGAAGAAAACUAUAGAACACGGUUGAUUUCUCGACUUCGAAAUGUUCUUGAAAUGGAACAACUACUGAGUCAAUUAAUGCAGCAAUUGGCUAAUUACGUACCUUUAGAGUUUCAACAAACAAGUUCUGCAGCUUUCGAGGAUAGUUCACAAAUUACUCGAAAUGAAGAGUCCCAAGAAACCAGUGCCAAACCCGCCAAAAAAACAGCGAAAACAAGUAUUAUGAAGAUCAGUUCUGUUAAUGAAUUGAGGCCUUAUAUGAGAGCUUUUCAUAUUCAUUUACUUGAAAUUCUCAAGUAUAAUGAAGAAUUAGAAGAAGACCGUAUGACAUUUGAAGAAAUCAACUAUGUCUUGGAAGACAUUAAACAAAAGCUUGAUAUCAAGGUUGUUCCUCCACCCGUUACAGCCUUUGGAAAGAAAAAAUCAACAGAAGAUAACAUUAAAUAUCCAUCAUGUAAUUCGAUUAUGCUUGCUAGAAUGGAUGCUCAGAAAUUGAUGCAAAAGGUUGUUGCUUAUUUACCAGAUAUUCUUCAGACAUUAGAGAAUCUAUAUUCAGAGAUACAAACCAAGGACAUUGAACCGGGCCGCAUAGAAGGUUCUGAAGAUCUUGUUUUAGCUGUCUCUCAUAUUCUUAACAUCCUCAACAAGUUGAUUUCAUGGCCUGAUAUUCAGAAUUCAGACAACCAAGAGAUUUUACAAAAUAUUAUACGUUCUAUUGCAGAUCGUAUUUCAGGUGACAGUAAACAGAAAAAGAACUCGACGACUCAAGAUGAAGAUCUUCAACAAGCAUUCCGUUAUUUAUCUCAGUUUGGUAAUAGUAUACCUCAAUCAACGACAGCUGUUCUCUUGUUCAAGAUUCUUCAACGUCUGAUGACGUUUUCUGGACAAGCUUCUGCAAAUUUGAAAAGAGACGCACUUGGUGUCGUCAAGCAAAUUAUUUCCACUGGUUGGUUCGAUUGGCGUGAUAUCAGAAAAGAUAUUCAAUUCUUGUUUGAACAAUAUAUUGAAUUAAGCAAGAAUCCUCUUGAAGUACUUCAUGAUAUUGUCAAUCGUGUUCUGCCUGCAUUUGAAGAGGAACAAAGUCUAAAAGAAUAUCCAUUAUUAAGAGAAGACACUUUGAUCAACCAUUAUCAAGCCGUUAUUAAUCAAACAGUAAAAGCAUUUGACAUGCUUAAAGAUACAGAUCAAGAAGCCGAAGUUGUCCUCUUACAAACUUCUCAAAUCGUAAAAGCAUUUGAGAGAAUUACCAAUUAUGUAAAGACAAAAGAAAACAAAUCGCUUCUUGGUAUACUCUUGAAAACGAGCCGUACUUAUAUUGAACAAUUCACAAAACAUUCCAUACCUUAUUUUACUGGCAUCUUCAAAGCGCACAGCAAUAGUGUGCUUGCUAUUUUUAAAGAUUUUCAGACCACUACACGUAUGCUACAGAUCAUUUGUUCUCAUGUCAAAGUACAAAAAGAAGUGCAAUUGUCAUCUUAUGUCCCGCCAUUAAAAAAGGCUUUGGAAAUUGUCAUUUAUCAAGUCAAGAUGUUACUGACAGAAAACCGUAUACCUUCCUCUGCAUUCUUUAUGGGUGCUUUGAAACAUAGAGAUAUGCGAGGUGCGGAAAUUUCUAGUCAAAUUCCACGCGAGCCAAGUGAUAAUGAAGAGGAACAAGAGCAAGAAGAAGUAGAGGAGGAAGAAGAAGGUGAAGAAAUGAACACAAAUUCGGAAGAAACAACUCGUCAGAACUCCCCCGCGACAACAAAUUCCUCAAACAAGGCAACAUCUGCUCGUCGUGUAUACAAGCCAGAGCCAAAAAACAGAGCUAGUCCUGGUAAUUCUGCACUUGCUCAAUCUUAUAGAACAUCUAGUGUUGUUCCUUCCUCUUCUGAAGAGGAAGAUGAAGGGCAAGAGGACGAAGAAGAACAGGAAGAUGACGAUGAUGAUGAUGAUGAUUUACCUCGACAAUCAAGUAAUAGCAAGAAACGAAAAGCUCAAGAGGAUCUAGACGAAAUCGUCAUUGACUUUAAUAACAAAAGCAGUGAUGACCAUGAUGACGAAGAUAGCCCUCCCCCUAACCUCUCAAGAAAUACCAAGCAUCAACAAAGCCAAAAUUUGGCUAAAAGAAAACGUUUGGGAGUAGGUCGUUAUUCGGCUUCAUUGAAGCAUCUUUAA
Molecule: messenger RNA, 2382 nt
Organism: Gilbertella persicaria
Lineage: Eukaryota; Fungi; Mucoromycota; Mucoromycetes; Mucorales; Choanephoraceae
Product: Fanconi anaemia protein FancD2 nuclease-domain-containing protein
Exons: 12
Coding region: 1-2382 (793 amino acids)
Biological process (GO): mitotic intra-S DNA damage checkpoint signaling; double-strand break repair involved in meiotic recombination; homologous chromosome pairing at meiosis
Cellular component (GO): condensed chromosome; nucleus
Molecular function (GO): DNA polymerase binding
Source: RefSeq, a predicted model, not a curated record